This is a messenger RNA of Ceratosolen solmsi marchali, 5923 nucleotides long. RefSeq names its product connector enhancer of ksr (gene cnk). The record is from RefSeq and is a predicted model, not a curated record. NCBI's taxonomy places the organism in Eukaryota, Metazoa, Arthropoda, Insecta, Hymenoptera, Agaonidae. Bases 65 to 5614 code for a protein of 1849 amino acids. Gene Ontology annotation, molecular function: protein binding. The transcript has 15 exons.
ACUAUUAAAGUUAAGUCGUUACAAAGAAAAAAUUUAUCAGAUUGCGAAUAGGUCAUGGCAAGUGAUGGCGUAUGUUAAUGUUGCUGAGUGGAAGACAAAUCAAGUGUGCGAGUGGUUAAAAGGAUUAGAGAACUCUAUUCUUCCAUAUAUUCAUAGUUUUAUGAAUCACAAUGUCAGUGGACAGCAGUUAUUGAAUCUUAGACCUGAGGAUUUGGAGCAUUUAGGUGUGUUAAAGCUAGGACAUCAAGAGAUUAUACUUGAGGCAGUUGAAUACCUUAGAAAUUUUCAUUAUGAGCUGGAUCGAGAAAAUCUUCAGCUCUUGGCAAUGCGCCUAUCUUGUCAAACACUCAGUUUACAUAAUGAAUUGGUCAGACAGAAUGACUCACAACCUGUCACUACACAAACACUAUCUGAUGUAGUAGCAAUAAUUACUGUGGUAAAGCCAUUAAUAAGGUGGUUAGAUCAACAACCAUUUAGUGGACAGCAGACUUACAAUGAUAAAAAGAUUGAGUUGCUUAAAUUAUCACUGGAGAUGGCUACAUGUGCACAAAGAGAUAGAUUUGCUGAAAAACCAAUUGAAGAAAUCAGGACCACAUGUAAACAAAUGGCUAAACUUGCAGACAAUAUUAUUCAAGAUAUUGCUGAUCCAUUGUUACUACAACCUUCAAGUUUAGAUUUGGCUACUUUAAAAAAAAGACCUGGUGAUGAUUUGGGUUUUUGUGUUCUUCCUUCCUUUCAUGGUGCACAUCAAAUCACAGAAAUUAAAUUUGGAUCAGUAGCUCAUCAGUGUGGAAAAAUAGAAGAAAGUGAUGAAAUAGUACAGGUUAAUUAUCAAACUGUAGUGGGUUGGGAAAGGAAGAACGUAUUAGAACUAUUUCGCGAAAAUCCUGCAGAAAGUUUAUUAACUUUAAAAAAAAGGCCCAGGCACACGAAAAUUUAUGGUCAAAUAUAUAUUAAACCAUACAGAUUGCCAAGCAAUAAAAAAACCCCUUAUGCAACUAGAUGGCAAAAUAAUUUACCUUCUCCAAGACCAGAAUUACUAACAAUACCUGAUUUUACAAUGCCAUUACCAAGACACGUUCCAAAAAUUUCCAUUCCUGAGCCAAUUUCAAUUCUCGAUACGGUUUCCAUAUUUGAUACAAUGAUGACUGAUGAUGAUAAUAGUGAUUCAGAUAUUGAAAUUGAAACAUCGUCGUCGGUACGAUUUUAUUCUGUUAGACCACGCAACCUGAUUCAAAGACGUGCCACUAUUACUUGUGCUUCAUCUACAAUUAAACAUAAUUUUGAUAUUGAACAAUUUUGGAAAGAACUUAAAGAAAAGCACAGUACAACCUUCAAGUUACAUGAUAAAGCGGUUUCAUGCGCUCAUGGUUUGAAUAAUGUGCAGAAAGUGCCAGUAAAUUUGAGAUCCCAAACGUGCCUUCACUUUCAGCAACACUCUUGUAAGAAACGAGUUGCUACUAUAAGUAAUAGUAGAGCAGUACAAUUUCAGAAUAACAAUUUGUGUGAUGAUCGAUUUACGUAUAAUAACAGACGAGACCAUAUCACAGUUAAUACUAUAAAUGGUAUUAAUGUUAAAUAUUCUGAAAUACCUAAUUCUGAGAAUAAGAAUAAUGCCCAAUUGCAAACUUCAUGUAAAAUAAUCGUUGAUGCUCAAAGUGAUAAUAAAAACAGUGAUUAUACUGUGCCUUUUAAAGAAUCCGUAUAUCAGAGUAAAUGUUCCAAUUAUACAGAUGACAAUAAGGAACAUUCAAGAACUGUAAUCCAUGAAUUGAAUAACAAAAAACAUGAAACAUUUGAUAAAAGUCAUAGUACACCAAGUAAUAAUUUCACAGAAUCGAAUGAUGAUUUUAUUGAUAAAAAAUUCGAAAUUGCCCUUGAUAAACAGUAUAAACAGCAGAGAAUGAGAAAUACUAAUCUUGUUAAUAACAAUAAUAGUAACUUAAAUGAGAGUGAAUUGCCUCUUUUUGACUUUACAGAAGAAUUGGAGGAACACAAACAAACAUAUAUGCAAAAUUGUACAAUUAAUGAUCGAAAAGUUGAUUUUCUUAAUACACAAAUCAUAGGCAAUGUAGCACAAAAAAUUACUGAUAUUGAAAAGACUAUAAACAAUAAAAGUAUUGAGAGUACAGAAAAGAUUACUUCAAAGAUUUCUUCAGUUUGUGAUGUAAUAAAAACAAGAUUUUACAUUAAAGUUGACGAUAUUGAUAUUGAUUUCAAUGAUAACGUACACGAAUUUAAAGUUGAUUCCUGUAAUAUAACUGCAGAUUUUUAUACCGACGAGGAAAAUAAUGGUUUUGUGAAGAUGUUAUCAAUGCCAAAAUCAGGCUAUUUUAUCAAGAGUGUUAAUAAUCAGUUCAUAGAAUCAAAAAGGGAAAUCAGUGAAGAUACAUUUGGACCAUUGAAUAGUAACAAUGAAAAGAGAGGUACAAAUUGCAAAAGUAACAGUGAAAUUACCAUAAAAAAAUUCAAUAAUAUUGAUGAUACCUUACAAGAACAUACAGAAUCAAUCGUGCAAAUAGCUAAAGUCAAUGAAAAUAAACAUCACAACAUCAAGCAAUUUAUAGAAGAGAUUAGUGAAAAAUAUAGUGACCUUCAUAAGGAUAGUAAUCAAAAUGAAAAAAUGAUUAAAGCUUUAUCACCGAAUGUACACCACUACAAAAAUGCUGUAGUUGGGAAUAUUAGUAUGAAAUAUCCAACACCAAUUUCAAAUAAUAUAUCUCAUCCGAUUCAUUCAGAAAGUUUGAAACAAGAUAUUAGUGGAAAAUCUAAAGUAAAGAUUAAAUUAAUGCCUCCAAUACCACCACCAAGAAAAUACAUCACAAAAUCAACUAUGAAUGUUGAUAUAACUCAACAUCAGCAACGAAUGAUCAAUAUUAAUUUACAAAAUAAUCAUCAACAGCAACAGCCAACAAAGCCAAAGAUCCCAGAAAGAAGCAAGGUUUGGCAAAAUCUAAAAAAAAUUGAUAUGGCUCGAGAGAUUAUCUCUAUAAAAGAGGAAAAUUUACCUGAGCAUCAUAGAAGUGAACACUUCAAAACUGAUUCAAAUUUCAUAAAUGAACCAACAUUUUCACAGGAGAUAAAAGUAACAUGUUUACUUGAUGAUUCUUUUGGUUAUACUCAAAUUGCAGAAGCCAAGUCAAUAGAUGAAUCAAAGUUGCAUGUAUCUAUUUGUUCGCAACCUCAAGAUUUUUCUGAUGAUUCAUGCUCGUUACAUCAGUCAGAUAAUAAACGAAUUUUUGAAAAAGAUCGAAGUCAUGAAAGGGGUAUGGUUAACAGAGCUAUGACGGUAGCUAAAAGUAUAGGUUUACAUAGUACUUUAAUCAAGUCAAGCAGUAGUCCAAAAAAUAUUAGGAAACAAAAUACCAAUCUAACUAAACGAAGAAAUGUAAGUGUUAAGGACAUUACUCCUGGAGAUUUAGAAGGAUGGUUAACUUACCGUAGUCGAGGUGCUGGUGGGGCUUGGGCUAGAGCAUGGUUUAUAAUGAAGGAUACAUCAUUAUAUAGAUUUAAAAGUCAAAAUAGCAAUAAAGCAAAUUGCCUUAUUGUUCUAUCAGGAUUUACAGCUUCUCAGGCUGCUGAAGUGAAAUCACGAAAAUAUGCCUUCAAAGUUUACCAUACAGGUACUGUAUUUUAUUUUGCUGCAGAUACAGACGAUACUUUUAUCAUGUGGUUAGAUGCCAUAAACAGAGCAACUUUUGGAGCUGAUCAAACUAGUGGAUUGUUCAGUGAAACAGAUGAAAGUGAUAUAGAAAAUAAAAUUAAAGUAAAAUGCCUUUCAAUAGAAUCAAAACCUGUAACAGAAAAGGCUUUUCGAUCACUCAAGAAACUUAGUAAAAAAGAUUCCAUUAUGAAAGAUCAUGAAAUAUCUGGAUCAAGUUUAGAUAGGAAAUAUCUCAAAUUUUUAGGAACUAGAACUCAAAAUGUUCCUGUGCCUACUGCUCAGUUUCGAAGUUACAGAAGGGUUUUGCCAACAACACCAAAUAGUAAGCUAGAGAAAUUAAGCACACCUGACUUACAAAUAACUAUUGCUGGAAGUACAUUUUAUGGAUUAAGUACUUCACAUAGUACAAGUGAUGUAUUAAAUUCAUCUCUUAAGAUGAGUGAUUAUAGACAAACUACAGAUAGAUCUCAAAUAAGCCAUAAUUAUCAGCAUUCUGAUGAAUUUCAAGGGUUUAUUACAUUAGAACAAUUUAUGCUUUCUCGGCAAGAGGAAGAAAGUGUACAUACUAUUAAUAACAAUAAUAAUAAAAGUGCACAGUUUACUUUUCUGGACAAUGGUCAUAGGCAUCUUCAGGAUCAAAAUAUUGCUAACGGUAGUCCUAUAACUAAUAUGGUUCAAAACAACCAUAUGAUAUAUGGUUUUCCAAAUAAUGAAGAUAAUAUAUUAUUAUCAUCAAGAAGAUUAGGGAAUCCUACAUAUAUUGAAGCUUGUACAUCCAGUUGUCCUUUUGAUAAUGAAGCAAAUAUUCAUAGUGUGAGAAAUGAAUCGAUGAAAAGCAAAAUCCACAAGAACUCUUUGAAAUCAAGUUACACCCAGUUUAAAAAUCCAUCAAAUAAUAAUCAUUAUGAAGGACACCAGCCAUAUUUACACAUUUUAAAUAAUGAAGAUUUUAAAAAUAAUCCUAUGAAUACAGUAAAUAAUAGUGAAAUUCAAUUUUCAACUUUAGAUUAUGGUGAAAGAUUGAAGCCUCAGCCAUGGUCUAGAAUUAUUGAGGGUGAUAAUGCUAAUAAAGAUUUACAGAAUACUAAAAAGAAAAUAUUAAAAAGUCAUUCAAAUUCGAGUGGUGAUCCCAGAUGCCAUGCCUGUUCAGAAACUAUACAAUACAGCAAAAAGAAGUCAUCAAUUGCACGUAAUGGUAGUUUUAAUAUGGCUGAUCAACGAAGACAUAAUCACAUCCACUCAGAACGCAACUGGAUCGAGUUGCUGCAUUCUGCUGAUAAAAAAGGUUUCAAUAUUAACAAUUCACAGUUAAAACGCGGCGUUCAAUACCAUUCCCCACCUAUACCUUUGCCAAUUUUUGAAAAAGAUAGUAUAAAAGUUGCUUAUGAAACGCAGUUAGAUAAAGGAACAGCACAAAAAAAAAAUAAUAAAGGGUUGAGGAAUUUAUUUGGAAAUAAGAAUCUACAAAAAUCUAGUUCAUUGAAUUUAUCAUAUGAACCACAAAAAACACUAUUAGGUUCUCCAAAAUUACACCGAACAUUAUUUCAUGACAAAUCUUCCAAUCAAUAUCAAUAUAGUUGUUCUGACACUGAAAAUCCUAAAACUAAUAGAAUAAUGCAAUGUUUAUGUUCUUAUAAUAGAGAUAAUCAAUAUCGGAUAUUUAAUCAGGAUAAUAAUUCAGUGAACUUGGCCAAUGAGUGGAAUUCAAAUACUAUACCUCAUACUCCAACAUGUAUAAUGAGUGGAGUGACAUUAUAUCAAAAGAGAUUGAAUACAAGACAUCACAUGUCACCACCUAUAUUUCCAUACAUACCACCACCAACGUCACCACCACCUGAUUACUCAGGUCUGGAGUACCCUCCAGUUUUUGAGCCAGGAACCUAUUCGCUCUCAGAUGCAUCACUACUUCAUUAUCGCAGUACUAAAAACAAUCAAAAUUAUAGUGAUUAACGUUGAAAUAACCUUUUUACUUAUAAAAAAUAACAGUAAACAAAAAUAUUCCAUAUUAUCUAGUUUGUACUGUGUAUUACAUAUCAAACAUUGCAUGUGCACUAGAGAUCUCAACUUAUUGAUGCUUACACAGUUUAAUAAAAUACUUAUAUUUACACAUAUAUGAACACCAAUUAAUUUAGAUGUUCUAAUGUGUAAAUGGUAAUUGCCUGUAUCAAAAUUCUGUCAUAUGCAUUUGCAGACCUUGUAUAUGUAGCAGGUAUUCCAUUUCUAUGGUUUAAUAUCUUGAGCUAUUUAUAUUUAGAUCAA